Zophobas morio is the source of this 763-nucleotide messenger RNA. Its product is annotated as phosphatidylinositol N-acetylglucosaminyltransferase subunit Q-like. Gene Ontology annotation, cellular component: endoplasmic reticulum; membrane. Gene Ontology annotation, biological process: GPI anchor biosynthetic process. The transcript has 9 exons. Lineage: Eukaryota; Metazoa; Arthropoda; Insecta; Coleoptera; Tenebrionidae. The coding region runs from base 269 to 763 and encodes 164 amino acids. The record is from RefSeq and is a predicted model, not a curated record.
GCAAAUUUCUGUGUUGGGUGUUCCCUUUUACUCUUUUUCCUGCUUUGGCUAUUUUCUUACGAAGUAUUAUGAAGAUUUUCUCACAAUUUAUAACAACUAUACGAGUUCGCUCCGCUCUGUGCACUACAAAGACGUUAAACGGCUUGAAAGUAUUCGAUUUUAUGGCCAUUUGCUGAAACAGACUUUAAAUAUUUUGCUUGCGGCUCUUCUUUUUUACGUUCAUAGUCAGAUUCUGCUCGAUUUUAAUUUACUGGUCGAGCACUACACCAUGCAACAUUUCAAAACAAUUUUAAAUUUACUGAAUUGGCUAAAGGGGAUGCCUGGCGGACUGAAACUCAACGCACCAUUAGGCCAUUUUCUAGGCAACGUCUUUGCCAAUUACAUGAACGUGUGGAAAUAUGUUAUUAUUUAUUUGUUCUCGAUUCUUCCAUUCCUUCUGAAGUUGAGUUUUGUUUUCGGAUGCUUUUACGGCGUUAUUCUUCUUUUUUCGAUUGCAGUGGAUUUCUUUCGUAUAUUCACGCUGCAUCUUGUCAUCUGCUUCGUGGUUUCCAGAAAAUUAUAUGAAAUUUUUGUGCACAACCUGCUCUCCAUGUAUAGGCACUUUAUGGGCAUUAAAUGGAAUGUUCUUCGCAGGAGGAUCGACUCUUGCGAGCUCCGAAAUGACCAACUUUUCGUCAAUACGCUUUUUUUAAUGAACCUUUUGUUUCUUUUUCCUACAGUCGCCGUUUAUUAUUACGCUUUUACGGCAUUUGUUAUUGGCUAG